This is a messenger RNA of Paraphaeosphaeria sporulosa, 3291 nucleotides long. RefSeq lists its product as uncharacterized. The transcript is spliced from 3 exons. Bases 1 to 3291 code for a protein of 1096 amino acids. Gene Ontology annotation, molecular function: RNA cap binding. The record is from RefSeq and is a predicted model, not a curated record. Lineage: Eukaryota; Fungi; Ascomycota; Dothideomycetes; Pleosporales; Didymosphaeriaceae. Gene Ontology annotation, biological process: mRNA stabilization.
AUGGCAACUACUGCAAAUUCUCGCACGAACAGCGACGCUGCCUCAGUGCCAUUUUCUUACGCACAAGCCGCCAAAGGUCUGGUGGCCGCACCAGGCUCAUCUGCCAGCAAAGCCUCCUCAUCAGGUGCUGUCACACCUGCAAAAGACCCACAGUCAGCGAGCACGUCUGCCGCAGCAGUCAUGAGCUGGGCCGAAGAUGCCGAAGGCAACGAGUCCCGCCCCGAGAACACCUCGGGCUCAAGCGAGUCACGUAACAAGGACACAAAAUCUGCGGCAGCGCCCAGUGAAUUGACGGCGGCCGCAUUAGCAUCUCCCGAGAUUGGAGCAUCGACUGCCUCAACUGUCACCAAAGACGACGAUGUCUCAUCGAUACCGAACACGUCUUCAGAUUCAACGUGGGAGAACAAGUCGCAGGCUUCAACCUCGGUUGACAAAUCGACCGAGCCCAGCGAGAAGUCAUCACAGAAGGGCAAAGGAAAGAAGCGAGAGCAGGCACCCGCGAAACCCCUUCAAGAAGCCCCUCUGCCCGCUGUCAACAUCUGGCAGCAACGAGCUGAGCUACGAAAGCCGGCGAAGCAAGCUACUGCGGCUGCAUCCUCAAACGGUUCUGUGAAUGGAACCUCUGCACCCAAGCACUCGAAGGAUGUAGAAAACAGAGUCGCUGCAAACGAGGUCAAGAUGCGGGGCGCUGAGGAAGAACGAACCAACCCGGUUCGACAAGAAUCAAAGGAGGUCGAUUCGGAUAAGGCUAGGAAGAACACGAGGGCUCGACCCCAAGAGAGGGAUGCGAGGGAAGCACCCGGCGUAGUUUCGCUGCCACCCGAGCGUGAUCAGGAGUCCUGGCCGACAAUGGACGCCGCGACCGCAAUCGAUGAAGACCGCAAGAAGGCCCCGGAGAAGACCGAGAAAUCGGACAAGGAGCGCAAGGAGAGUACUGGGGCCAAGACCAAGGGACAGUGGGUGAAAGUCCCCUUCGUCCCGAGCGUCAAUUUCAACACGCCUCUGCCCAGCAGCGGAGCGCGUAGAGGUGGACGAGGUCCAGCGCGGGGUGGAGCACAGAACGGCGGUCGUGCUGGUCUCAGCACAAGUGGUCCUGAAAAGGAUACCUCAUCGCCUGCCGCCACCGCCAACGGUGAUCAACCGAGGCGUGGUCGGCCAGAUGUGCCAAUCCGCGAGACUUCUCCCAAGGCCAAGCGAACUGCUAGCGCCAGCUCUCCUGCUACCAAAGAUAAGGCUGCCCAGCUCAACGGGGAAAAGCCAAAGUCUACGCCGGCCGAGAUUGAUUCUCAGUCGAAAGAAAAUGGCGUGUUGUCUGAGUCACAGAACAACGUCUCUGGACCAAAUGGGCACAACACCUUCCCGCGUCAAUACCCCUCCAACCGACCCAGCAAAGGCAAGAGGACCGAGUGGUCGGGCCCAGACAGGAGAAGGGAGGGUGAUUCAGGCGCCUCUCCCAAGGAGAACGGCGUGCCGAACGAUCGCGCUUCUGCAGCAGCCCAAACAGAUGGCCCAGAGGACGCAGAGCGUCGAACGUUCCAGGAAGGUCAGGCACCUUUCCAAUCGAAGCGGGGAGCGGGGGACCGAUAUGGUUCCUACAACAGCCGCGAACGCCGCGGCGGCCGUGGUGGUGGUCGGGGAGGCAACUUCUCGAAUGGACACCAGUUCGCAAAUGGCCACAUGAAGUCCUCUUCUACUUUCCCUGGACCAAUGUCUCCUACCGCUUUCAACCCGGAACAGAGCCCUUACUUCCCGCAGUCGAGAUAUAGAAACGGCCCGCGCUCGCAAUCCGUCACAAAUGAGAACAUCUACCGUAUGCCCGGCCAGUUCGGUGGUCCUCAACAAAUGCCUCCCAUCAACACAUUCAUGGGCGGAAACGCUUAUGACUACCCGAUGAUGCAGCCCAUGAGCGCCGCACCUUUUGGCCAGUUCGGGAUGGAUCACUUUGCGAUGUUUUCCAUGGUCACCACUCAGCUCGAGUACUACUUCUCGUUGGACAAUCUGUGCAAAGACAUGUACCUACGAAAGCACAUGGACUCGAAAGGUUUUGUCUUCUUGAGCUUUAUCUCCGAUUUCAACCGGAUAAAGCAUUUGACGACUGACCUGGAGCUGAUAAAGCUUGUUUGUUACCAAUCGCGUGCGAUUGAGUUCCGCGUUGGUCACGACGGAAAGGAUAGGCUACGUGCUCGUGAGAACUGGCAGCAGUGGGUGUUGCCGGUCGAGGAGCGAGACUCUUCGGCGCAGAACGAGGGCCCGGAGGAGUUAUACAACCCACCCAUUCCUCACCCGAAUGGGUUCGAUCCCAAUGGCAACCCGAGGUAUCCUGACAUGUCUACACCGCCGCCAUCAGCCCCGGGCGCGUACGGCACCGAAGGACCUCAUCCCACUGCGAAUGGAUUUCACCCUGGAGCCCCGCAACAUGUUACAAGCGAGAGCGUGCCCAACGGUGUGAACGCUGAGCAUGUCAACGGCAACGCCAUUGCGAAUGGCCAACCCACCGACGAUUCCACAAAGGCUGUGAGUGGCGAACCCGAUUCUUUUUCCAAUGAGCAGGUCGAAUCUUUGACCGUCAUCGUCCGAAAGCGAGACGAUUCCCAGAUGCCAGCUUUGCCCCCUCCGUCCAACUGUUCAUUUUCUAAUACGUUACACAGUAGGAACGACGUGGGGGUUGAGUCUGAAGAACGAGUCGGUCGCCGCGCCAUUCGUACGCCGAAUGGCGUUGAUUCGUCGUCGAGCGUUGAUAGCGAAGUUCGAGACCAGUAUCCACGAACUCCGAGCCCCUUUGCAUCGACCUCCCCGAUGGCUUGUUCUCAGUACUGGGUGAAAGACAACGAUGCACCUGUCGAUGUUGCUCCACCUGGUUGUUUCCACGAAUCCUAUGCUGUCCUUCGAUCGAAAGCGCUCUACCAGCGCCAACAAUCCGCUCCCGGUGGCUGCUCGUAUGAUAUGAGCGUGCUCUACCAAUUUUGGUCUCAUUUCCUCGUCCGUAACUUUAACAAAAUCAUGUACGACGAAUUUCGCACUCUCGCACUUUCGGAUUCGCACAACAAGUUGUCGGAAGUCGGCGUUUCCAACCUGAUCAAGUUUUACGGAGAGUCUCUACUGUCAGGUCAAAACAUCGUCCGUAACGCUGUUGCCCACGACUUUGUAGACUUGAUACGGUCGGAAACCCAACCCAAUCGUCCAGCUUUCCAACAGCUACGAUUGGCCUUACAUAACGACAAUAUGAACGCUCGGAACCGGGUACGUAUUAAUGAACUCCUGGAUGACGAGCUGAAAGACUCACUGCGAUGA